ACACUGCCCACCAAAUGUAAUUUAUUCUUGCACCUCACAAAUUUGCAAACGCUUAAAAAUCUUUGCGCUUGCAUUUUCCUGAAAAUUUUCGCAAGUAAAUCAAAGUUUUACUUUGGAGCUAGCUUAAUCGUGUAGACGGCCCAGAGUCCGCGAUUAAAACUAGAAAGGAGGCACUCAAGCUGUACGCAGUAGAAAAACAACGCCCAAAAAAAUAGCGAUAAAAAUACGACUACGUGUGUGGUAUCAAUUUUCUAUUUAGCUGCGUUUAUUAAUUAAAUUUACCAUGGCUGAAAAGUACACUUUUGGCAACACGCCAGCAGCUAUAACAUGCCACGCCUGGAAUAAAGAUCGCUCUCAAAUCGCUUUGUCUCCGAACAACCAUGAGAUUCAUAUCUACAGCCGCGAGGGCCACGGCUGGAAGCUUGCCGAUGUGCUUAACCAGCACGAUUUACGUGUGAUGGGUAUCGAUUGGGCAAAAGAAACGAAUCGCAUCGUUAGCUGUGCAGCAGAUCGAAAUGCUUAUGUUUGGACGCAAGCGGAAGACGGAAAAUGGAAGCCAACUUUAGUGCUGUUACGGAUUAAUCGUGCUGCUACUUGUGUGAAAUGGUCGCCAGCAGAAAAUAAAUUUGCCGUGGGAUCUGGAGCGCGUCUCAUUUCGGUCUGUUACUUUGAAUCGGAGAACGAUUGGUGGGUGUCGAAGCAUAUUAAGAAGCCGAUUAGGUCGACGGUUACCUCCUUGGACUGGCAUCCGAAUAAUGUGCUACUGGUGGCUGGCUCCACAGACUACAAGGUACGCGUCUUUUCCGCAUUCAUCAAGGACAUCGAAGAACCGCCGACACCAACGCCCUGGGGCAAUCGCAAGCCCUUGGGUCAACUCAUGGCAGAGUUCAAGAACUCCUCUACCUCUGGGGGAGGCUGGAUCAAUAGUGUAAGCUUCUCCAUUGAUGGUAACAAAGUGUGCUGGGUGGGUCAUGAUAGCUGUGUGAGCAUUGUGGAUGCCACCAAUGGGAAUACGGUAAUUCGCUGUCGCACCGGUUACUUGCCUUUCCUGUCCUGCGAAUGGGUCUCACCCACAUCUGUCGUAGUGGCCGGCUACAGCUGUGUGCCGCUGCUCUACAGCUUGACUUCGGAUAACAAGCUUGUGCUAAGCGGCAAGCUAGACAAAUCACAAAAGCGUGAAGCGGGCGGCAUCACGGCCAUGCACUUCUUCAAGUCUAUGGAUUGUAACAUGCGCACUGAAAAUACGGAUGUAGUCGUGGACUCCAUUCACCAGAACGCCAUUACCAGCAUACGUUUGUAUUCGGGUGACAAGGCAAGUGCGAGCAAGGUGUCCACGUCUGGAGUCGAUGGCCAGUUGGUAAUCUGGACGGUGGAACAGGAUGGCAUCAAUGGAAGCAUGCGUAACAUGCAGAUCUGAGUGCAUCCCUAAAAUCUGUGUUGGACCCUUGUUUUCCACAUCUAUAUGUUUUUCUUUAUGUACGUUUCCAUUUCAACUGCAGUAAUUUUUUAUUUUUGUUAAGAACAAAAUGUUAAAUGCAGUUCGGAUACGCAGUAUUUUUGCCAAAAUGUUAACAACAAAAAUUGCUUUUCCAAUUGUUUAAUGUAUACAAGCUUUUUAUAUAUAUAUAAAUAUCUUAAUUUUUAACAAUUAGAGUAUGUUCUUUAAUUCUUUCAACUUAUAUAACAAAUCCUGUAAAUGUA
Molecule: messenger RNA, 1701 nt
Organism: Drosophila mojavensis
Lineage: Eukaryota; Metazoa; Arthropoda; Insecta; Diptera; Drosophilidae
Gene: Arpc1
Product: actin-related protein 2/3 complex subunit 1A-B
Exons: 2
Coding region: 284-1417 (377 amino acids)
Biological process (GO): Arp2/3 complex-mediated actin nucleation
Cellular component (GO): actin cytoskeleton; Arp2/3 protein complex
Molecular function (GO): actin filament binding
Source: RefSeq, a predicted model, not a curated record